This is a messenger RNA of Athalia rosae (coleseed sawfly), 1518 nucleotides long. RefSeq names its product AP-3 complex subunit mu-1 (gene carmine). The transcript has 9 exons. Gene Ontology annotation, cellular component: clathrin adaptor complex; cytoplasmic vesicle. NCBI's taxonomy places the organism in Eukaryota, Metazoa, Arthropoda, Insecta, Hymenoptera, Athaliidae. The record is from RefSeq and is a predicted model, not a curated record. The coding region runs from base 197 to 1450 and encodes 417 amino acids. Gene Ontology annotation, biological process: intracellular protein transport; endocytosis.
CCCGAAGCAUAUUUGUUGGUUGAACACUAUUCAAAUACACAUUACCGUGUGUGGGUAGACAAUAUUUUUCUUGAAGAUCUAGCUAACCGUUCGGCCUGUCAAAACUUAAAACCAUUCAAGUGUCAAAACCUUGUCAUAGCUUCGAAAUUUAUUUAUAAUAAGUAGAGUUUAGAUAUCCUCAGAUAUCGGAGCUGAAAUGAUUCACAGUCUUUUCAUAAUCAAUUCGUCGGGAGAUGUAUUUAUGGAAAAGCACUGGAAAAGUGCGGUCGCACGAUCCUUGUGCGAUUAUUUUUUUGACCAACAGCGCAGAGUUGCAUCUCCAGAAGAUACCCCUCCAGUUAUUGCUACUCCUCAUCACUAUUUAAUUAGCAUACACCGCUGCAAUAUGUUUUUCGUCGCUGUCUGUAUGACAGAAGUUCCGCCGUUGUUUGUCAUCGAAUUCCUACACAGGGUAGUUGACACAUUUGAGGAUUACUUCAGUGAAUGUACAGAAUCAAUUAUAAAAGAUAAUUACGUUGUCGUUUAUGAAUUGCUAGAUGAAAUGUUAGACAAUGGUUUCCCCUUGGCCACAGAAUCAAAUAUACUCAAAGAGCUAAUUAAACCACCUAAUAUAUUGAGAACAAUCGCGAACAGUGUCACAGGAAAAUCAAAUGUUAGCGCUAUCUUACCAAGUGGUCAAUUGUCGAAUGUACCCUGGAGAAGGACCGGUGUUAAAUACACAAACAAUGAAGCAUACUUUGACGUUGUGGAAGAAGUUGAUGCCAUAAUUGACAAAACUGGGGCAACUGUUUUUGCAGAAAUCCAAGGCUAUAUCGAUUGUUGCAUCAAAUUAAGCGGGAUGCCUGAUUUGACACUUUCCUUCAUGAACCCAAGACUAUUCGAUGAUGUCAGUUUUCAUCCAUGUGUCAGGUUCAAAAGAUGGGAGUCUGAGAGAAUACUCUCCUUUAUUCCACCAGAUGGUAAUUUUCGGCUGCUGUCGUAUCAUAUAGGAUCGCAGAGUAUAGUUGCAAUUCCAAUAUAUGUGAGGCAUAAUAUUAGCUUGAAAGACUCCGGUGGUGGCAGAUUGGAUAUUACUGUUGGGCCGAAACAAACGAUCGGGAGAAGUGUGGAAAAUGUGAACAUUGUAAUUCCAAUGCCAAAAUCGGUGUUGAAUUGCAGCCUGGUACCCAAUCAGGGUAAAUACUCAUUUGAUCCAGUCAGCAAAGUACUAACAUGGGACAUUGGCAGAAUAGAUGUAGCAAAACUACCUAAUCUUCGAGGAACUAUCACUGUGCAAAAUGGAGCCACGGUCACAGAGUCCAACCCUGCUAUUAAUGUCCAUUUUACCAUGAAUCAACUUGCUGUAUCUGGUUUGAAAGUCAACCGACUCGAUAUGUAUGGAGAAAAGUACAAACCAUUCAAGGGAGUCAAGUACAUUACAAAAGCUGGACGGUUUCAAAUUCGAAUGUGAAUCUCUAUUGAAUAAAUUUUGAACUGUCAGAGGUAUAAAGUAUAUCACUUAUUACAAAUGUUUACAAA